Molecule: messenger RNA, 1692 nt
Organism: Danio aesculapii
Lineage: Eukaryota; Metazoa; Chordata; Actinopteri; Cypriniformes; Danionidae
Exons: 5
Coding region: 232-1065 (277 amino acids)
Cellular component (GO): mitochondrion
Molecular function (GO): glycine N-acyltransferase activity
Source: RefSeq, a predicted model, not a curated record
UACGGAAGAUGUAGUUUGAUUGCGUAAAGUCAAAUUCCGAGGAAACAACGAGCCAAUCGUCACUUCUCUGCAGUUUACUUUUGACAAGCUGACUAAACUACAUGCAGUAACUACUGGCAUACAAAUUUAAAAGCUACGUACAAUUAGCUUCACAGAGGUUUCUUAAGCUUUACGAAGCAGUGGUUCGAAAGUAGACUUCCUUUUGACAAAAUACAUAUCUACUAAUUUACGAUGAAGACUUUAAAUUCAGAUGAGUUAAAAGAAGCAGAGACUGCUUUAUACGCGCACCUGCCUAAAGCCAUAAAGGUGUAUGGAUUUGUUUUUGCCAUGAACAGAGGAAAGCCAAACACUUUGGAGGUAUUGGUGGAUUCGUGGCCAGCUUUUACCACGAUUAUUGUUCGACCAGACCCAAAUAAUAAUCGAGCUAAAGACUUUAUGAAGAAGGUGACUUUAUAUAGUACAGAUGAAGACGUACUGAGAAGAAUGUUGACUGUGGAAAAUGCAAUUGACUGGAGCACAUACUUCUUAAUAGGAGGAUGUGAUAUGCGUCAUUCACCAAUGCUGAAGGAAAUUUCUGUAGCUCGGGGUGUCCGUAUGAAAGGGCUCUCCUUGGUUCACCUUAUGACAUUACCUGAACUCAGUCAUUUGCCUCAGCUCAUUACUAGUGAUCUUGAGUCUAGAGUAACAGUACUGAAUGAGUCGCAUGCUGAUGUUGUUAACAAGACUUGGAAAUUUGGUGGAGAUGACAAAGGUUACAAGAACAUUCUGCAUCUUAUCAGCCAUUUCCCCACAUACUGCAUUACUGAUGAGAACAACCAGCCUGUGUCCUGGGUGCUGUUAUAUGAUUACUGUGCCAUGGGGAUGCUGUACACUCUACCAGAGCAUCGAGGGAAGGGCUAUGCCAAAGCUCUGGUUACUACAAUGGCAAAGAGGCUCCAUUCUCAGGGCUAUCCCGUGUACUGUUUCAUUGAAGAAUGCAAUCAGGUUUCCUGCAAACUUUUUAAAAGCCUUGGUUUUACAGAAGACCCAUCUUAUAGGGCUGCCUGGUAUGAAUUAUUUUGUUAAAGUGAAUGCACACCAGUUGAUAAGUGAUUAUCGACAGUUGUCAUCAUAACAUCAAAGUUGCUGUUAUUUGCCCUCUGGCUAUUAAAGAUGUAGAUGACAUUUGUUCAUAAGUUGAAUAUUAAAGAUGUUUUUUUUUUAUAAAACUGUGGUCAAAGUCAAAGGCUGGCUGCACUUUGAUUGUCAAACGUAUACAGAUAAAACACAUUGAAUACCUCUGGCUUCUCCAGCUGAACCAAAACUAUAAUCUUUUACAAGAAAAUUAUCAAUAUUUACAACAUUUUACCAGUGCUUAAUAUUGGCUAGAUCCAGUUCCAGAAAAUAUCAGAUUUUCAUGUCUUGAUUUCUAUUAUUUAUUGUAAUCUAUCUGGCAUUAACUUGAGUCUGGUGACUGCAUGUGUGUUUGAGAGAGUAGCCUACGAGUGAAAAACAGCGAGUUGUGUGUAGGUUAUGUUUUGCUGUGGAGACCAUUCAGAUACUUGAUGCUCUUAUGCUGGGAUCACACCAAAUGCAGAGCACCAUGUCACUUUUUCUAGUUUGCACAUGGGAUGUUUUUACUAGUGUUGGGCAAAGAUUCAUUUGAUCCAAAAAUAUAUAUUUAUGUCAAAAAAUAUAUUAUGACAUAAUUUA